Messenger RNA from Penicillium olsonii, 1515 nucleotides. NCBI's taxonomy places the organism in Eukaryota, Fungi, Ascomycota, Eurotiomycetes, Eurotiales, Aspergillaceae. The record is from the annotation of a GenBank genome assembly.
AUGUUCCCGAGGUCAACAUUGGAAAAACAUGCGAAGCGAGAGACAGCUGCGUUCAAAAACAGGUACUGCUUAGCAGCCCCGCCGUGGAUAUACCCACUGAUCGAAAUAGGAUGUCUUCCGUGUCGACAAAAGCAUAACAAGUGCGAAGAGCAACACCCAACAUGUUCUUUCUGCGCAUCGAGAGAUAUAAAAUGCAUAUAUCCGUCCGGAUUGAAAUGGGCUCAGCCCACAAAGUCAAUGGAAACAAGACACAAGCCUCGUGCUAAACAAAAUCGAGCCACGGAACAAAGGUUGAUCAGACAACCCUCUGCACUUUUUGCAAGCACGCGCUUUGAAUCCGCAGAAGAAAGAUCAGCAUGGGAAUACUAUGUGAGGAUGGUCUCAUCAAAUGUACCAGCUAUGGAUGGCCCAGAUAACCCCUAUCGCCAACUUUCAAUACCGGCACUGUCAUCACCAAUCCUGCUCGAGACCAUCGUCUGCAUAUCGACAGAGCACAUGCUGAACUUCGGCCUCGCAAGCAUUGAUCUUGCAGCCAAACGUCAGCAGAGAAUGCUGAGAACUCUUGGCCAAAAGCUCCUCACCCUCGAAAGUACCUCGAAUCCAGACACAAUCGUCAUCGAGAAGCCUGAGCGAGAGGCUCUCCUGAUAGCUGUCGUUUUACAAGGGGUAGUGGUGGCGCAAUCCGCAGACGGCGUGCUAGAACCACACGUCAAAUGCGCAUCCUGGCUCAUGCAAGCACUUGGCUAUUUCGAGAUCAUACCACAGAAUCCAAUUGCGCGCAUGGCCGUCCAACGGUAUGGAAUGGUGGAUGUGAUGCUUGCCAUCUCUCGGCAGCGAAGACCGUACGCGCCUCAACAUUUCAUCCUCAGCCAACCCAACGCUCAUCUUUGGGAUGAAACCGAGCCAUCGUUUCAUAAGAUGACGGGGUGUCCACAGCCGCUGAUGUGUUUCCUCGUCCGAAUCGCACACCUAGCAUGCGACGUCACCGAGAGGCCUAGUGGGGAUAUUCUCAGCGAAGCAUUCCGACUUGACACCGAGCUUCGGUCGUGGGGAGCUAGAUACACGGGGAUUCUACCCAGUUGUGAUCGUACCCCAUUGGAUAUUCUGACAGAAUGCUUCUACUGGACUGCACAUCUCUUACUAGCGCGUCGUGUCUUCCAAGAUCAAACGUGCUCGCCCCGCGUUCAGUAUCUGGUCCAUGUGUGUUUUCGAUUGAUGGAUCAUCUCGCGACGGGAUGUGGGCCCGAUUCUUCCCUUCCACAACCCUUCUAUCUUGCUGCGCGGGAGGCUGUUUCGGCCGAAGAUCGGAUCUGGGUGCGACAGAAACAUGAGUCCAUGACGGCGUUUUAUCGUGAGCAGCAGCGGAAUGCGGCUAUGGAGUUGAUCGAGCGGAUCUGGGAGACGACUGAUGCGCUUAGGCAGCUGGAGCGGGGAUCGGGCUUGGAAGAGGGGCUCUCUCUUGCGGAUGGGGCUAUUCGAACAUUUGAUCGAGAGGCAGAUUUCUUUAUAUUCUAA